UAAUAAAGAAACAGAUUAAGCAAAUUCACAAAUAUUUUCAGUUGAAUAGUUUUUUAUCCAACGUAUAAAGAUGUUACUAAAAUUUCUAUUUUUAACAGUUUUAACUGCUUUAGUUUUCGGAGAAAAGGUUAGAUAUGACAAUUAUACGUUGUUUAAAGUGCAUCCAGAAAGUGAAGAGCAUGUAUUAUUUUUGAAUGACUUGUAUGAGUUGAAUAAUGGGUUAGAUUUUUGGGUGCCACCUAGUGAAGUGGGAAAUUAUGUGAGCGUCGUCGUGCCUCCAGAAAUGAAGAAGGAUUUUAAACAUUCCCUCAGGAAAAGAAGCAUCUAUUCGCAGCUCAUGAUGGAUAACUUGCAGGAAGCAUUCGACGCACAGCUCAUGAGCAGGAAGAAGCGUUCAGCAUCUCAUGAAAUGUUUUGGACUAACUACCAACCACUGGACGACAUUAUUGACUGGUUUAAAUAUUUAGCUAGACGGCACAGUGACAUUGUUAGUAUUAUUACUGUUGGGCAGUCGUACGAAGGUCGAAACAUAACUGGUAUAAAAAUAUCGAGACGUCCAGGGAGACUGUCCUUCGUGCUAGACGGCGGUCAGAUCGGGGCUGAUUGGCUCUCUCCUACUAUUUUGACCUACUUUGUUGACCAGUUGAUUAAGGGAGAGAAUCCCGAAGCCCUGGCGGCUUCAAGGAAUUUCGAUUGGCAUAUUUUCCCUAUUUUAAAUCCUGAUGGACAUGAAUUCACGCAGGCAUCAGUAAGACUUUGGACCAAAAAUAGAAGACCGAUCACAUCAUCUGCUAUCGGCGUAGACUUGACAAAGAACUGGAACUCCCAAUGGGGAAUAAUCGGUGGUAGCUUUGACCCUGCGGCUAACAACUACAUUGGCCAAGGACCUUUUUCUGAAGAAGAGACCAGGUCUUUUUCUCGAUACGUUGAAGAAAUUGGUUCUAACCUUGCCGGCUACCUGUCUUUUAGAUCUUUUGGGCAAAGACUGCUGAUUCCCUUCGCGCAUUCUACUACUCCUAUGUACAACUACAAUGAAAUGCUUUUAAUCGGCAGAAGAGCCAUGGGCUCAUUAUCCGCAGCGUACGGCACCCAGUACCAGGUCGGAACAUCCAGGCUUAUUUCUACCGGUGCAACAGGAUCAUCCGAUGAUUACGUGAAGCAUCGCAUUAACCCUCCCAUUGCUGGCACGUUCCUGCUCAGAGAUCAGGGUGUUUGGGGCUAUACGUUACCAGUGAACCAAGUCCUGCCAUCCUGCGAAGAAACUUUCGACGGGCUGCUGGCCAUCAUCAGAGAAGCAAGAUUCAUUAAUGUUCUUUAAAGUGUCGCUUAUGAAAAAAUGGAGAGAAGUAGUAUACCUCAUAAGGGUGUUUGAGAUGGUAAAACAAUAUUAUCGUUUGUUGGUAAGGAAAAUGAUAUUGAAAGCAUUAUUUUUGUAAGCAAUAAUAAAAUUGUAAGUCAUCAAUAAAAACCUAUCAUUGACAAGAAA
Molecule: messenger RNA, 1486 nt
Organism: Manduca sexta (tobacco hornworm)
Lineage: Eukaryota; Metazoa; Arthropoda; Insecta; Lepidoptera; Sphingidae
Product: zinc carboxypeptidase
Exons: 7
Coding region: 71-1318 (415 amino acids)
Biological process (GO): proteolysis
Molecular function (GO): metallocarboxypeptidase activity; zinc ion binding
Source: RefSeq, a predicted model, not a curated record